Messenger RNA from Histoplasma mississippiense, 2919 nucleotides. RefSeq lists its product with no specific name. Gene Ontology annotation, molecular function: microtubule minus-end binding; gamma-tubulin binding. The transcript has 2 exons. Gene Ontology annotation, cellular component: gamma-tubulin small complex; equatorial microtubule organizing center; spindle pole. Bases 1 to 2919 code for a protein of 972 amino acids. NCBI's taxonomy places the organism in Eukaryota, Fungi, Ascomycota, Eurotiomycetes, Onygenales, Ajellomycetaceae. Gene Ontology annotation, biological process: microtubule nucleation; spindle assembly; mitotic cell cycle. The record is from RefSeq and is a predicted model, not a curated record.
AUGCCACCGCCGACCUCCUCCGCCUUUUCAACUCCCCACUCCCAUCCUCACCGCUCGCGCCGCAUCGAAGACGCGCUAAGCCAACUCGUCGACUCCCUCAUCCCCGCCACCAUCCCCCGCCGCAAUGAAGACGAUGAAACCCUUUCCGAAACAUCGACGGACGAAUAUGCGCGUCUCGAAGCGGCCGAGGCCGACGAGCAACGGCACAGACGCUGUUUGGAAAUGGCAUGGCGGGUUCUGGAUUCCCACACAGCAGCCGCGGCUGCGGCCAGUUCUACAGGGAUAGGUGGUAGUGGCGGUGUCGUUUCAGCGGACGUUAUCAACAAUGCGCCAGACCUGAUCAAGCGCAAGUUGCUGAGAGAAAAUGCGUCGCCGGACAAAGCGGUGCGGUUCUCGAAUUUGUAUUCGAGGCUGUUGACGCAGCCAGUGCUGGGGCAGAAGUGGGCGAUUUUGUACUUGCUUUAUCGGAUCGGGGAGGGUAAUGGACCUGCGGGGAGGAGUGGGGGUGCGGAGACUGCUGCUGCUGAUAGGGGGAAUGUUCGGCGCACCACCGUUACGACCAGAGUGGAGGAUGGGGGUUGGAAAAGGGAUGAUGGCGCGAGGAGCCCGUUGAUGGAUGAGCAUCAGUUGGAUCAUCUGCUGUUUCGGGAUAAAUUUGGUCGAAGAUCUGUGGUUGAUGAUAUCGCGCCUGGCUCGUCCGUUUCCGCUGUGGGUUUGGAUAGUCCCUCUGCGGCGGCUGCUGCUGCGCAUGAUGGCGCAUCGGCGCUCACGAGGAAUGGAAAGGAUAGAGCUUUUGUCGAAGAAACGGAAGGCGGCCUUGUGAAGCAGAGUGUACGGGCAGCGAUUGGAAACGAGCUUCGAUCGUACCUAGGCUUAGUUGCCACUCUUGAAGGCGAGAUCAGAUCGGCAUUAGCGACUGUUUCGGACAACUCCACAGAACCCAAGGGAACCUUGAAAGCCGGCGUUACGUUGAAAAGAUGCGUUGUUUGGAUGAGAGAGGCCACAAUGGCGCUAAGACUGAUGAGUUUGAUAGUAGAAGAGUCAAGAGGCAAAAGGGGUGGACAGUUAAUCACCAUGAUACACGAAUUUUCUUCGUCUCACGGUGAUCCUUUCGUCGGGGCGUUUGCUGAGCGUCUUCUGGCCCAUGUAACCCGGCCAUUCUACGGAAUGUUGAGGCAGUGGAUAUACGACGGUGAACUUUCAGACCCAUAUCGGGAAUUUUUCGUCGUGGAGCCGGAGGUUCGGCCGAGUGUUGAUCCACGACGCGUUGCAACAAGCGUUUGGGAUGACAAGUACAAGCUCGACGAUGACCUGGUGCCGACGAUUAUGACGCCGGAAUUAGCGAAGAAAAUUUUCCUAAUUGGGAAGUCUCUGAACUUCAUUAGGUAUGGCUGUGGGGAUUCGGCGUGGGUAGCGGCGUAUUCAAGAGAUGCAUCAAAGGAAUUAAAAUACGGGGAUACCGCUACCCUCGAGACAUCGAUCGAUGAAGCGUAUAAAACAACGAUGGCUCGCCUGAUUUAUCUUAUGGACUCGAAGUUCAAACUCUUCGAUCAUCUUAUGGCGCUUAAAAAGUAUCUUCUACUAGGUCAGGGGGAUUUCAUUGCCUUGCUCAUGGAAUCGCUAGCAUCCAACCUUGAUCGCCCGGCGAACUCCCAAUACCGCCAUACCCUGACAGCACAGCUGGAGCAUGCCAUCCGAUCAUCAAAUGCACAAUAUGACUCUCCCGAUGUCUUACGUCGCCUUGACGCUCGCAUGUUGGAGCUAAGCCAUGGCGAAAUUGGCUGGGACUGUUUUACUCUUGAAUAUAAAAUUGAUGCUCCAGUGGACGUUGUAAUAACACCUUGGGGUUCAACUCAGUAUCUAAAAGUCUUCAACUUUCUCUGGCGCGUCAAGAGAGUGGAAUUCGCCCUGGGUAGCACCUGGAGACGUUGCAUGACAGGUGCCAGGGGGGUGCUAGGCAGCGUCGAGGACAAGGUCGGCCAGGACUGGAAACGCGCUCGUUGCGUGAUUUCUGAGAUGAAUCAUUUCAUCAGCCAGCUUCAAUACUAUAUCUUAUUUGAAGUCAUUGAAGCAAGCUGGGACCAAUUGCAAGUAGCCAUCUCAAAACCGGGCUGCACUCUGGACGACCUCAUCGAAGCACACACCAAAUACCUCAACUCCAUCACCCACAAGGGCCUUCUUGGCUCCUCCUCCUCCAGUAAUCCUGCCGGCAACAACAGAGAAGACUCUUUUCUCUCUCAACUCCACCAAAUUCUCAAAAUAAUGCUCACCUACAAAGACGCUGUAGACGGCCUCUACUCUUUCUCCGUCGCAGAAUUCACCCGCCGCCAAGAAUUCACUGCAAAGAUCGAAACGCGCACCGCCCAAGGCCAAUGGGGUGUGACCGAAAAGGACCUCCUCCAACAAUCCCAGUCCCUAUUUCCUUUCACCACCUCCACUACAAGCAACAUCAACCGCCCUAACCGCUCAGACUCCGCCACGCGCAAGGUCCCCGGCUCCGCUUCCGAAUCUCCCUCAGCCGACUCAUCAUUUCCCCUUAGUGGCCGUGGUGGCGGCGCACAUUCAAAAUCGCCCUCUGAACCCAUAACCCCAACAGCAGCGGCAGCGCUACUUGGUGGCAUCGGCACGGCGGGCGAUGAAGAUCAUCUCCUCCCCUCUUUACGCACGCGUCUGCGCGACCUCGCAGCGGACUUCCGCAUACGCCUUCUCACGCUCCUUGGCGACUUGGCGUAUCAGCCAGACGUGGAUAUGCGGUUUUUGGGCGUGGUCAUGAAUUUUAAUGAUGUAUAUCAGGUUGUUAGGAGGAGACGGGGGACGGGAGCUGGGAAGGAUAGGGAAAGGCGGAAGGUUGGUGGCGAAGGGGAGAGUAGGGAGAGGGAGAGGGAGAAGGAGAAGGAUAAGGAGAAAGGGAGUGGUUGA